AUGUGGUCACUGCUGCCAAGAUCAUCUUUGUAUGAUUUCCAGUCUCUGGAUUUAGUGGCGACGUUGGUUUCAGACUCGAUAUCGUCGAAAUUAGUCAGUUUUGAUAAGUACGGAAUUUUGACCCCUGAACAGCUGUCGAUUGUGUUUAGCGCUAUUUUGCGCAUGCUUGAAGUACCGGUAUCGUAUGUUGGCUCGCCGUACGUUCAGUCAAAUGAGACUGUAAGCGUUAAAUCCGAUAGAGACAAAAAGAACAGAUGCGCGAGGCCAAUUGCGAAUCUCAUCGUAUAUUCGCUAUCGGCAGAAAGUGGUUUAGAGCCAGACGGUAUUUUAGAUAAGUUGGAAAGUUUGAUGCACGCGGUAGAGACGUUUGUGCACCCAUCUAACCAGGGAGCAUGGACGCGAAAUAUAAUGCAGACUAUUGCAGCCAUGGUAGAGAUAUUUUUACUGAGAUGGAAUGUGCAGUCGUCAGACACAGUGGAUUGUGAAGGCAACCCCUACAAGGAGUCAGUGAUUCCUGCCGAGCGUCAUUUGACUGAUAAAGUCAAGGACAGAUUUGUCAGGAUUUUAAGAAAUGCCACAUUUCUGGGAAUCCAUGCCAAGAGUACCACUGUUGUAGCCAGUUCAUUAGAAGCUUUACAGGGUCUUGCAUAUCUAUCUCCAGAUUUGAUUAUCCCUAGACUGCUCGGUGAGGUGUAUCCGUCAUUGCAAGGAUUGGUUGAGACGCAUCGAACAAUGUCCUCGCUUAAGGCAUUGACCGUAUUGGCAAGAAAAAUCUCCCAAGUGCCAAAAUAUGCUUUACACAUUACAACACUGCUGGGUCUAGCUGUCCCUGGCAUAGACGCUAAUGAUUUAUCCAAGACAUUGCAUUCGCUGUCAUUUAUUCAGGCAGUAGCUUUGAACGUGCCAUUCUACGAUAUUAGCGAGAAUAUGGGAUCUGGAUUGGCCAUGGAAACUAUCGCAGGAUCAAUCUCUUAUCUGGAAGAACAUGGUAAGCUACCUGAAAUACCUGAAGAGAUGAUUCCGCAAGUGCUUAAAUCUUCAACUGCAUCCUUUGACGAGUUUGUAAUCAUGGUAUUCGAUAGAAUCUUUGCAAUGCUAGAAAACUUGCCAGAUAAUUCUGGGACCGGAUCAGGUUCUGCUAAAGCGGCCCGUGAUUCACCAGAGGCUCAGGUGUCCAAUGCAUUACCACCUGCAGUUACUGCUAUAUUAGGAGCAGUUUCUCCAAAUCUGUUCAAGCGGAUUGUCAAUCACGUAGUCGACUUUGUAGAGCAUAAUGUGAUUCACCAUGCUGCCGACCCAGUUGCGCAUAUUUGCGGUUGCUUAAUCAAGGUGAAUCCAGAGGUAGCAUUUCCUAAAAUGUUCAAUAUGCUGUACUAUAAGAUCAAGGAGGAGAUUGAAGAGAACGGAGCUGGAUCUACUCGAAGUGGCUCGGAGAUUCUUCCUCGUGAUAGAGCUUUAAUCUGGUAUCUGUCAGCGCUGAAUAUGGUGCUGGCACAUGCAUUUGCUGAGGCGUUUGUAUUUAAAGAUCAGAUCAUGGAACUGACCUUGUAUCUGCGUGAGCAUUGCAAAGGAGCUAUUGUAUUCCAUGUUUCCAAUGCCAUCCAUCAUACUUUAAUGACUUUGACUACGACGACAUCAAACGACUACAGCUUGGUUCCUGAAGGAGAUCCGGUGGGUCUUGGAGAUUGGGGUGCUAAAGCGGAUACCAAAAAUCUAAAAUUGAAAUGGCAUGUACCGUCGAGAAAUGAGAUUGAGUUUGCGGUUGACCUCUAUUCGAAGCAUUGUCAGGUAUCAACAGAUGCUCUUAAACUUGUGGUGAAUCAGCAGGGUGCAGAGAAGAAAUAUUCGCCAACUGAAUUAUCUGACCUGAUAGCAAAUAACAUUACGUAUAUUCGUACUGCCACUUCAGGUGUUGCUUUGCUCUUUGACCCAAAGUAUGGCGAAAAGUCUGGAUUGAAUGAGAAUGUUGGCGACUCUGAAUAUGAAGAAAGCGUUUCACAAGAAAUGGAUUCUGAUUCUGAUGCGUCUAGCUUCGACGAGGAAGAUGAGCUAAUGAACAACAAUUUGAUUGCAGUGGAUGACGAUCUUGAUUUUGAGGGAGAAAUUGUGGACCUCAAAAAGUUCCGUGAGUAUCCAGUAAACUAUUUCUUUGAUAAGCAUACCAAGGCUGAUGAUCCUUUAUAUCGUCGUAUCCAUGAACUACGACUUGACCUUGGAAAGUUCUUGCACGAAAUACAUACCUACUUAAGCAAGAAUAGAGAGAAUGAUAUUGCAUCUUUCAAAGCAUUGCUCUUUGCUACAAAAGUAUGGUUUUCUGAUGUUGGAAUGGAACGGUCUGCUAAGACCCUUGACUCGCUACUGGCACUUUACAGCUAUGAAACAAAGCAUUUCCGUAUUCCAGGAUUAAGAAAGGACUACCCUCGCCCUCUCUUGAGUAGACGAGCAUACUUGUACCACUACGAAAGACUUGCUCACAAUGUUGGGCUCAGAAAGAUGUCCGAUCUUGAUAAGACGCUUUUGUUUGACAGUGUUAGAUCUAGUAUGUCGAUUUAUUCCGAUGUUCGUAGAAAUGGACAGUCGUCUUUAGAAUCAGCAGUUAAAAUUUUGAUAGGAUCACGCUCACAAGUAUACCCAUUUGUUCUUCGUGAGUUGAAUACUGCGUUGAAAUGCCAGGAGUAUACUAAGGCAGAGAGUGCAGUGAGACUUCUCAAUCUACGAGUUAUGCAAUCGUCGAUUAAGAAGGACUUUAAGCAUAUGGUUCCUUUUAUUGAGUAUAUCAAGCUGGCCAUGCAAGCGGAUUACCCCAAUCUCAAUGCAGUUGCUACCUCACUGUACAAUUACUUUGCCACUAAUAUCAGACUGCCAUUGGAUGUUAUUAGCAUAGAUAUGUCGUCUGUAGAUGUUCUCAAACCUGCUGAGCCAGAAACAGUCAUUAAUGGCGAGUACAGAUCUGUCGCGGAAAGGAUCGAGCAGCUCAAAGCCAAAAAGAAAGACAAGCGUGCAAAGGCCGAAAAGGAAAUGAAUCAUUUAAUCGACUAUCUUGCCGGGGGCAAAGAAAGUAAAGACCAACAUUGGAAGCUCACUGCUGUCAAUGGUGGAUUAUUCACUGCUAUUUGCUCGUCUCCACAGAUGCCAAUUGAUGCGAGAGUACUUAUUCAACUUGGAAAUGGCGCAAUGAGCCCUCAUCCUGGAAUUAAAGCUAUUUGUAUGCACGGAUUGUUUAUGAUUUCCAGUAAAUUAUUCAACCUGGCAAGCAGUGGUUAUGACUAUAAUCGAUUCCUACUGAAUUGUGAUGAAGACAACAUUCUGUCUGAUAACGGUAUGAUUGUAGAUAGCUCAGUGCCUGAUUUCCAAGCUAAAUUCGUUGCGGAGCUAGAAAAUUUUGAGAACCCAACUUACUUUUUGGAUAAGGGCAAUGCUAACUAUGGCUGGCUUGUGUGGCCUAAGAAGUUUGAAGCUGAUAAAGCUGCGUAUAAAGACACUCUCAAGUUUAGUGAAGAAGACGAGAAAGCUAUUCGGGAGUUUGCCUUGAUCAUGACACCCGAAUGGAUCGCUGCGGUCAUUGCAAGGCAUUUAGAAGAACCUCGAGUCGAAGAUGAUUAUUUCGAUGUCACGAAUGCUAUUUUUUUCAAGAUUGUGCUUCGUAUGAUUGGCUUAGGCUAUACUCCAAUCAGCAUAGAUCACUUUUUAGUUAUGAUUGCUCAUGCUUACAACCCCGAAGAUAAAAAUUCUCACCGAUGUGUGGCAGAGAUGUGCUCUGCUCUCAUUGACUCGCUGAAGUUUACCGAGGGAGAAGAAGUCAUCAACAAAAAAGUAACUUUGCUAGUGGGAAUAUUCUCUGAUGUUCUUCAAAACAGUAUUGCUCAUGACAACAUUGAAUAUUGGAGAUCGUUUGUUUGGUGGACAUCAAUUUAUAUCGACUAUCGUCGUGCUUGGCAGGUUGAGAAGCUCCUAAACGAGAUUCGCGUCAGAACAGAUGCAUAUAGUACCAGCGUCAGAGAGAGCUCUCGGCUAAGCCUAUUGAGGAAGUCGAUUAGUACAAUUGGAUGGUACUACCAGCACAAUGUAGACGAGAUUAUCGAUAACUUGUGGGAUAAUAUCACACAUCCUCUGCAGGGAGUACGAGAUGAGGUGGCCAAGACUUUGGGUGGAAUCUAUGUUACGAGAUAUCAUGAGUCAUUUGAAACAGUGAGCCAGUUUUUGAAGGCUAACUACGAUAGUGGCUCAGUAGGAUUGCUAUGCUACGAGAUGCCAGAUGACUUAUCCAGUCGAAUUGUUAAGGCAUUUAACAAGCUUGAGACACUCCGUUUGGAACGUGAAGCUUUGAGCAGUAGAGGAACAUCUCAGUAUGUUGUGGUUGCCAAAACGCUCUCGUUGUUUUUGGAAAGUUUAUUCCGUAAAUCAUAUGCCGUGUCAUUAAUCCCCCUGUUUCCUAAGACCAUCAUCCCUGCGUUAUUAAAUUUCCUUAAUGUCAGAGAUGAAGAGGAGGUAAUGCUCUCGGCAGUGUCGUUGUUCAAACUGCUUGGCAACAUCCCUUGUCCUGUGCAGUACAUUCAACUGAUGGUGGAUAUGAUAGUGGAUAUUGGUACUAAAGCCACAACUUGGCAUCAAAGAAUCAGUAUUCUUUCAUAUUUGCAAGCCUUCUUCUUCAGACAUUUAUUCAAGAUGAACGAACAUCAGAGAUCGUUCUUGAUCAACUCUGUGACAGAUAUGCUGGUUGACGUGCAAUUAGAAGUCCGUGAGCUGGCUGCUGAGACCCUUUCUGGCCUGCUUCGCUGCUCUCCAAUUGCCGAGCAGGACAGGCUUAUAGCCAGUCUUCAACAGCACUGUACUAUCCUGUUAAACGAAACCAAAUCAUGGAAGAAUUUACGUCGUACACCCACCGCAAGUCUUGCAGUCACGCCCAUACCCAGUCGCCCUGGAACACCAGUCUCCAGAACUGGCGUUCCUUUAAAUGAGUACCAAACCGCUAUGGUCAAGCGCCAUUCUGCAGUACUGGGUCUAGGAGCCCUAGUCAAGGCAUUCCCGUACCAGAGUCCACCACCAAAAUGGAUCCCAGAAGUGAUGCAAGUGCUGGCAGUCAAGGCCGCAAAUGACCCUGGCAUGGUUGGCAAGAGUGUCAAGCUCAUCCUCGGCGAUUUCAAGAAAACGCGUCAAGAUACCUGGCACAUCGACUCCAAGGUCUUCACGAGCGAGCAACUCGAAGACCUCGAAGGUGUGCUGUGGCGCAACUACUUCAUCUAG
Molecule: messenger RNA, 5244 nt
Organism: Sugiyamaella lignohabitans
Lineage: Eukaryota; Fungi; Ascomycota; Dipodascomycetes; Dipodascales; Trichomonascaceae
Gene: BLM10
Product: Blm10p
Exons: 1
Coding region: 1-5244 (1747 amino acids)
Biological process (GO): proteasomal ubiquitin-independent protein catabolic process
Cellular component (GO): cytosol; nucleus
Molecular function (GO): peptidase activator activity; proteasome binding
Source: RefSeq, a predicted model, not a curated record